UAUCUAGGACUUAUCACUGAAAAACGUGUUUUAAAAGGUUUGGUGUCCAUAUGGGCAACUAGCGCUGUAAUUGCUUUCAUAUUUAUUGCCCUUCCCGAAGACAAUAACUUGGUACAAGCGGCUGUUGACUUUGCUGGCCUUCUCUUGACAUCGGUGGCAUAUGUUCGUAUCUACAAAAUAGUCAGAUAUCAUCAGAAUGAAAUUCAAUGUAUCCAAAUCCAGCUGCAAAAUACCCAGACAACAGAGCUGCUCCGACAAAAGAAAUCUGCCUUCAACACUUUGUUCGUCUAUGUUGUUUUCCUUAUUUGUUAUCUUCCUCUUAUUUUUUCUGCAGUACUGAACACAACAAACGUAUCUCCAAUCCCCGUUUUGAUGGCUCAUAAUUUUACAGAGUUUUUAGUUCUCCUAAAUUCUUCUUUAAAUCCUUUUAUCCUCUGCUGGCGAUAUCGAGAAAUUCGGCAGAUUGUGACCAGUAUUGUAAUAAAGAAGUUGAGA
Molecule: messenger RNA, 495 nt
Organism: Porites evermanni
Lineage: Eukaryota; Metazoa; Cnidaria; Anthozoa; Scleractinia; Poritidae
Source: the annotation of a GenBank genome assembly